This is a messenger RNA of Scomber scombrus (Atlantic mackerel), 1437 nucleotides long. It is a transcript of the gene eif3jb, whose product is annotated as eukaryotic translation initiation factor 3, subunit Jb. Gene Ontology annotation, cellular component: eukaryotic translation initiation factor 3 complex; cytoplasm. NCBI's taxonomy places the organism in Eukaryota, Metazoa, Chordata, Actinopteri, Scombriformes, Scombridae. Bases 20 to 742 code for a protein of 240 amino acids. The transcript is spliced from 8 exons. Gene Ontology annotation, molecular function: translation initiation factor activity. The record is from RefSeq and is a predicted model, not a curated record.
CACAAGCAACACAGCCAACAUGGCGGACUGGGACGCUGAGACCUUCGAGCCGGAGGAGCCGAUUAAAAAGGCGGUAGUGAUGGAUAAAUGGGAAGGCGAGGACGAAGAAGAAGACGUUAAGGAUAACUGGGAUGAUGAGGAAGAAGAUCAAGAGAAAAAAGUAGACAUGAAAAAAACGGAGAAAAAGGUUUCUGACAAGAAAAAGUUGAUGGAGAAGAUUAAAGAGAAAGAAAACCGUUUAAAGAAAAAACAACAGGAGUUGGUGGAAAACGAAGAAGAGCUUACUCAAGAAGAACAACUUGCAGAGAAGUUAAGAGUGCAGAAGCUACAGGAAGCCGCAGACUUGGAGUUAGCAAAAGAUGCUUUUGGUGUCAGCAGCACUUCAAACUGUGUCACUGGGAUUGACGCCAUGUGUCCAUCCUCCAAAGAAGACUUCACAGAGUUUGAAAAAUUGCUGAAAGAAAAGAUAACCCAGUUUGAAAAAUCUGUGCAUUAUUCAAGUUUCUUGGAUUCAUUGUUUCGGGAACUCUGUAUUUCAUUGGAAGUAGAGGACUUGAAGAAAGUCAGUAAUUCCCUGACAGUUCUACUUAGUGAAAAACAGAAACAAGAAAAACAAAACAAAGGAAAGAAAAAGAAGAAAGGUGUUGUACCUGGCGGCGGUUUGAAAGCACAGAUGAGAGAUGACCUUGACUAUGCAUCGUUUGAUGGUGGCUACGCCCAAGACUAUGAGGACUUCAUGUGACACCGGCUCCAUUACCAUUGUCUUCUCCCUCUCCCAAUCCUGAGAAAUGCAGCUGUACCUUCUCAUGCUGUCCAGUGCCAUCCUGGAAAAUCUGAACUAUGUGUUGCCCCCUUCAUUUUGCUUCAAUGACCAGAGGGACUAUACCAGGGAGCAUCCAGUCUCACCAACUCUUUAUGUUCAUACAUAUGGAAUUGCCUUUUCUCUGUUUCAUUCAGCCUCGACUCACACACACACACACACAGACACAUAAUCAUGUAGUAUAUUUGUUGGGUGACCCAGCUUCAAGGGAAAAUACACUUAAACUGCUCUUGUCUGAGUUUUGAGGGGCUCAGUUUUUAUUAAAUGUUGCUCCUGUCAAAAUGGCAGAUACAGUAUUGCAGUUAUAAGUGUAAUGACAUAGAAACACAUGGUUCUAUGCAAAUUCUUCAACCAGAAUGUCAUGUAUAUAUUAUAGGUCACACUUACCUGUGGAUAAUUCUCUUACAGGAAAGUAUAUAGUAUCUAUAACUUUGGUUGCCAAAUGCAGAACAAUUAUUCAGUACAUUAUUCAUCUUUAUCUCUGGAAAAGGUUGCAUUGUGGGUGAUUUGAGACUGAUGCAACAUGUAAGUAGUAGUUGUAAUUUAACAGAGAGCACAUGACAUUCAUUGUAAGAUAAAAGGGAUAGACAAGUGUAAUAAAUGUGACUUAAACAUUA